CGGAUAGAAGGUGGUGGAGGUGUACCCGCAUCAAGUGGAUACCAGUUGCACUGUUGUGAUGCACAGAGUAUAUGGUGAAGAGUCGUAGCACGACAAUCGCGACUGUGGUAUAAUAUUUAAGCGAAUAAUCACCGUUCGUAGGUUACAUAUACCGGGGUAACCGGGCGCACGCACGAGGACGGCAUGUGCCACGCGCUGCUGUUGUUCAUGGGCAACGCGAUUUCUGGUGGUGGCGGUGCCUACGUAGACAGUCGGAAAACGACUGAGUCAGGCCGCAGUGGCGUAUCCGACCUGAAGAUGACUGCCACCACCGCCACUUCCUCCGCUGUCUUAAACGAAUUGACCCGGGACGUGGAGCGCCUCAAAACGGCCAUGGACGAAAAGGAUCGGACCAUAGAACAAUUGGGCAGGGCCGUCGAAGACAUACGCAACAUGCUCGAGAAUGCAGUAUCAAAUCAAUUUCUCUUGCCACCGGCGCAGUCGUUACAACACCGACUGGACAAAAAAAAAGGAGUGUCUGGAGAAUGUUCGACUUCUUCAGAAAUGCCUAUAUCGUUUCCCAAACAGUCAAAACCUAUUAAAACCAAACAUCUAAUUAAACAAGCACUGUGCAAAAAUCAGUUUUUGAAAAAUUUGAACACCAACCAAAUUUCCGAAAUUGUAGACGUCAUGUACCCGAAAGAUUUCGAAGCUGGGGCAUACGUUAUCAGAAAAGGCGAUCCAGGAUGUUGUUUGUACGUGGCCGACGAAGGAAAGUUCGACGUAAUCCAAAGCGGACGUGUGGUAGAUUCCAUUGGACCUGGUGAAGUGUUUGGCGAGAUGGCCAUACUUUACAACUGUCCACGGACCGCAUCGGUGAGAGCCACCCAAGAUGUUAAGGUGUGGACUUUGGAAAGAGUAGCGUAUCAGCAAAUCAUGAAGACUUCUGCUAUGAAACGAUUUGACGAACGAGUAGGAUUUUUGAAAAGCGUACCAUUAAUGAAAGAUCUCAACGAAGAAUUUUUAUCAAAAAUCGCUGACGUCUUAAAAGAGGAAUUUUAUCCGGAAGGGCACUACAUCAUAAAACAGGACACUCUUGGUGACAAGUUCUACAUACUGAGCGAAGGACGAGUAAAAGUCACAAAGACCAAUAAAGGUGAAUAUGAAGAAGAAGAAUUUGGAGUUUUGGAACAAGGGGAAUUUUUUGGGGAAGUUGCUCUGUUAAAAAAAGAUAAGAGGACUGCCAACGUCGUGGCCAUGCACCCGGGAGCUGAAUGUCUCACGCUGGACAGAGAGCCUUUUGUGCAUUUUAUCGGCAAUCUAGAGGAACUAAAAAACAAAAAGUACACAGAACAUCCACGAAAACCCUCGGUCCAGUUAUCAGUAGAAAGCAAGACAAAAACAUUAUACCCGGAACUAUUCCGAGUGGAGCUGAAUGAUUUCGAAACUAUUGCCACGAUUGGAGUGGGUGGCUUUGGCAGAGUCGAUUUAGUGUGUAUGAAGCUAGAUAAAAGCCGAUCGUAUGCGAUGAAGAAACUAAAAAAACAACAAAUAGUGGACAUGCAGCAACAGGAACACGUGUACAACGAGAAAACCAUUUUGGAAUCGUGCACAAGUCCAUUUAUCGGCAAACUGUACAAGACGUAUAAAGACAACAGAUAUGUGUACAUGCUAAUGGAGGCUUGUCUGGGUGGCGAGGUGUGGACACUCCUCCGGGACCGGAAGUGUUUCGACGACAAUGCAGCGUGUUUCGUGAUCGCGUGCGUUGUAGAAGCACUGGACUACUUGCACGGAAUCGACGUUGUCUACAGGGACUUGAAGCCGGAAAACCUGUUGCUCGACCGGCAGGGUUUCGUGAAACUGGUGGACUUCGGCUUUGCCAAAAGGUUACAACCACGAGGCAAAAAGACAUGGACAUUCUGCGGCACGCCCGAGUAUGUGGCUCCAGAAGUUGUGCUGAACAAGGGCCACGACCGAGCCGUAGACUUUUGGGCUCUGGGAAUACUCGUGUACGAACUGUUGGCUGGAAUACCACCGUUUAGCGGGAAUGAACCAAUGGACAUUUACAAUGCAAUAUUGAAAGGCAUUGGGGCCGUCAACUUCCCGAGACAGAUGAACAAAAUGACUCAAGGUCUGGUGAAACAGCUGUGCCGAAGCGAUCCAACGGAAAGGAUUGGCUACCAAAAGGGCGGCAUACAAGAUAUCAGACGACAUGAAUGGUUUAAAGGUUUCGACUGGAUCGGUUUAAGAAACAAGAAUAUAAUUCCACCCAUUGUGCCUAACAUCAACAGUCCACUAGAUUCUUCGAAUUUUGAUAUUUAUCCAGAAGACGGAGACACUCCACCCGAUGAAUCAUCCGGCUGGGACUCAGAGUUCUGAAGCGGUCAGUCGCAGCGUGAAGCAAAAUACUACCGCCAAAUCUAAUGCCGACUAUACUUCAGGACUGUACAUAUUAUUAUUGUUAAAACUAUUAUUAUUAUCAUUAUUAUUAUGAAAAUGCGAUGAAGUAUUCAUUGUCUAGAUUAGACUGGACUGUGUAAUGGAAACCGCCACCUUACAUAAUUUCCAAGGAGGAAAAUACACAAUAUAUUGUAAUUUUGUACGUAACAUGUGACCCGCAUACGACGUGUUAAACAUAAUAUCACCAUAACUUCACCAUUUAUUUUAUAUUUUUGAGAUACAUUAUUUUUACUUAUCAAAAGACAAUCAAGCACCCAAUUGUCUUCCAAACAAUAAACAAUUUAUCAACGAAAUAAUAUGUAUGUACUAGCAAGGUUCUUCACAAUAAUUACAAU
Molecule: messenger RNA, 2774 nt
Organism: Melanaphis sacchari
Lineage: Eukaryota; Metazoa; Arthropoda; Insecta; Hemiptera; Aphididae
Gene: Pkg21D
Product: cGMP-dependent protein kinase, isozyme 1
Exons: 15
Coding region: 184-2358 (724 amino acids)
Biological process (GO): protein phosphorylation
Molecular function (GO): cGMP-dependent protein kinase activity; ATP binding
Source: RefSeq, a predicted model, not a curated record